GAAAAAUUCUUCGUUAACAAUUUCAGUUCGUGUCCAAUUUCUAUUUCAGACAAACGAAUGUAAAAUAUCAUAACGUCAUGAAUGAGUUUAAGGAGCAAGAGGAAUCGUACAAAUUUUUCAAAUAUGCCGAUCUAGAACCAGGCGAAGAUGUUGUUAUUUCCGGAAUCGCUGGUAGAUUUCCAAAAUCCAACAAUUUGUAUGAAUUGAAAGAUAAUAUUUUUAAUCGCAAAGAUUGUAUCACAGAUAACGGAAUAAAUACAGAGGAUUCAGAAAUUCCACGACGAAUGGGGAAGAUUAACAAUAUUGAGAAAUUCGAUGCAUUAUUUUUUGACGUCGAUUUUAAAGAAACACAUACUAUGGAUCCUAUGGGCAGAAUAUUGUUCAAACAUACUUAUGAAGCUAUUGUAGAUGCUGGAAUUCAUCCAAAAGAUCUUCGUAGAACGAGGACAGGUGUAUUCUUAGGUUCUUGCUUCUCCGAUACAGAGAAAACUUGGUUCUACGACAAACUCCAGAUAAAUGGUUUUGGUAUCAUAAGCUGUAGCAAAGCUUAUAUGACCAACAGAAUUUCGAAUUGGUUGCACGUCACUGGACCAACAUGUAACAUCGAUACCAUGUGCAGCUCAAGUCUAUUUGCGAUGGAACACGCAUAUAGAGCUAUACAUAACGGACAAUGCGAUUACGCGAUCGUCGCUGGAUCAAAUCUUUGCCUUCAUCCAUUCCUAACUUUGCAAUUUAAACGUUUAGGAAUAUUGUCUGAGGAUGUUCGUUGCAAGUGUUUCGACGAAGAUGCAGAUGGUUACGUGCGCAGCGAAGCCGUAGUUGUUAUAUUUCUGCAAAAAGGAAAAAAAUGCAAAAGAAUCUAUGCAACAGUUAUCCAUGCGAAAACUAAUUGCGAUGGUUAUAAGAAACAGGGAAUAACAUUUCCUUCUAGCCAAAUUCAGAGUAUUCUUUUCAAAGAAUUUUACGAUGAAUGCGGUGUACAAACAGCAUGUAUAAAUUACAUCAAAGCUCAUGGUACAGGAACUAAAGUCGUUGGUCCUGUAGAAAUUAAUGCUAUAGAUCAGAUUUUCACAAAAAACAGAAACAAUCCUCUUAAAGUCGGUUCCAUCAAAUCAAAUUUGGGUCAUACCGAACCAGCCAGUGGAAUGUGCUCCAUUGCUAAGGCGAUAAUAUCGAUGGAGUUAGGCCUAAUACCACCAAAUAUCAAUCUUAAUCGACUACGCAAAGGCGUGAAAGCUUUUACAGAAGGGAGAAUCAUGGCUGUUACCGAAACGUCUCCGUUUGAUGGGGAAUACAUAGCCAUUAACUCCUUCGGUUUUGAUGGUACUAAUGCUCACGUCUUACUUAAAUCAAAUCCAAAAACAAAGGUCAAUAAAGGAUUGCCAGAUUACGAUUUGCCUAGACUGGUAACUCUUUCUGGACGUACCGAAGAAGCAAUUGUAACCAUAUUAAAUGAUAUCGAUAAUCGACCGAUAGAUGUCGAAUUUAUUUGUCUCCUUCAUGAUAUUCAUCUCAAAGAAACAACAAGUCAUUUAUGUCGAGGAUACACGAUAACUAGUUCUAAAUCGUCUGACGAAAAAUUGAGAGAAAUUAAAAAUUAUUCUGGUAUCAAAAAACUAAUAUUGUUUGUUUUUUCUGGAAUGGGAUCGCACUGGUCUGUUACAGGUCAAAGUCUAAUGAGAUUCCCUAUAUUUGCUAAAGCUAUAGAGAAAUGCGAUGCUGUAUGAAAGCAGUAUAAAUUGAAUAUUUAUAAAAUUUUAACUGAAAAAGAUAAUAGCAUGUUCGACAAUAUCUUGCAUUCGAUCGACGGAAUUGCUGCAGUUCAGAUCGGCUUGGUAGAUCUUUUAACUACCGUAGGUGUAGUACCAGACUACAUCAUCGGACAUUCCGUUGGUGAACUUGGAUGUGCCGACGCAGAUGGAUGUUUUACAGCAGCGGAAAUGAUAUUAGCAGCAUAUUCGCGAGG
Messenger RNA from Vespa mandarinia (Asian giant hornet), 1966 nucleotides. Its product is annotated as fatty acid synthase-like. Gene Ontology annotation, biological process: fatty acid biosynthetic process. Gene Ontology annotation, molecular function: oxidoreductase activity; fatty acid synthase activity. NCBI's taxonomy places the organism in Eukaryota, Metazoa, Arthropoda, Insecta, Hymenoptera, Vespidae. The record is from RefSeq and is a predicted model, not a curated record.